Brachypodium distachyon (stiff brome) is the source of this 1486-nucleotide messenger RNA. RefSeq names its product transcription factor bHLH63. Gene Ontology annotation, molecular function: protein dimerization activity; DNA-binding transcription factor activity. Lineage: Eukaryota; Viridiplantae; Streptophyta; Magnoliopsida; Poales; Poaceae. Bases 260 to 1345 code for a protein of 361 amino acids. Gene Ontology annotation, cellular component: nucleus. The transcript is spliced from 6 exons. The record is from RefSeq and is a predicted model, not a curated record. Gene Ontology annotation, biological process: regulation of DNA-templated transcription.
AGGAAAAAAUCCAGGACGCACAAAAGAGGAGGGAGAGAAAGGGACACGCAAACUUGAGGCACAAGAUCGAUCGUUGCUUAUCUUCAAAGAUUCACACAUACUCCUUCCUGCUAGCUUGUAGUUACACACCUCACCGUCGUCUGCACCAAGAAGAACCGAUCGAUUAGCCAAAACUUGGCCUCAAAUUAAUCAUCCUCUGUUCUUCUUAUAUUAGGCCAAUAGGGCCCUAUCACUCGAUCAAUUCUUACGCACGCUGCUAAUGGCGCACUGUGGCGGCGGCGGCCUGCCGUCACGGAGGCCCGGUGCUCAGCUGCAGCAAGAGACGGCCGUCGAGAGCCUCUGCCAGAGCUUAAUGCUCGACGACGUGAUGCUCCAUGACGGCAGGUACCGCGCGAUUUGCGGCGCGUUCGGCGGCUACCUUCAGGAGUGGCCGGACAUGAGCAGCGCAUGUUACGCCGGCGGCUUCGGCGCGACGCCGGUGCAGGAGGUCAGCAACGGCGGCAACUCCUUCUCCUGCAGCGGCGGCGGCUCCACGAAGAGAAAAUCCGACGCGUAUCUCGACGCAAAGGGUGAAUGCAAGAGGCCGAGAGGGAAGCAGCAGGUGUGCGAGCUUGAUCAGAGCUCAGGGAGAGGGAAGCCGGAGAAGGCCAAGCCGGCAGGGACAAGGAAGAAGGGAGACGUGGCAGCGCAAAAGCAGGACCCCAGGGCGGCCGGCGGGCAGAAGACCGACUACAUCCACGUCAGAGCCCGCCGUGGGCAGGCCACGGACAGCCACAGCCUCGCCGAACGGGUGAGAAGGGAGAGGAUCAGCGAGAGGAUGCGGUACCUGCAGGAGCUGGUGCCCGGGUGCGACAAGGUCACCGGAAAGGCCGGCAUGCUCGACGAGAUCAUCAACUACGUCCAGUCCCUGCAGAAGCAGGUCGAGUUCUUGUCCAUGAAGAUCGCCGCUUCCAACCCGGUGGUGAACUUCGACAUCGUGGAGGACCUCUUCGGCGGCCGGCGGCUGGGCCAAGCCUGCAGCCCUGCAGCGGCGACCAUGCCGAUGCCGAUUCAUGGGCAGAUGGACACGUCCUGCCUCCAGAUGCAGCAGAUGCAUCAGCCGGCCGCUGCUGGGUUUGGGCUAGAGAUGGUCGUCAACAACCAGUACACGCCGGCACAGAGCCGGCCGCUGCCGGCUGCCACGCCGCCUCCGGUGUCGGCCGGGGCGUCAGUGGAGUCAUGCCUGGACGUGAAUGGAGCUGCUGCCUGGGACAUUGGCUCUCAGAAUUUGUUCAGUGGGUUCGAUGCACAGUUUCAGCAAGUACAAAGUGAUUGUUUACUAGACAACCUCAAAAUGGAAAUGUAAGCAGGACUGCAGGAUUCAUUGCCAUUCCUGGAGUUUUAACUACAGCGACACUUGUGGCUGAAGAUUCAUUAUUCAUAGCAACUGUACUAAUGCAAUAUUCUGUCAGCAAUGACAAUAGAAGUACAUCUGUGUGAAAUUCUA